AUGGCUCUGCGGCCGCCGGGAGAGGCCGGGCUCCCGGGCAGCCCCCCGUUCCUGGCGCCCUACUACGCGCCCUUCGCGCCCUAUGGGCCCCCCGGGAGCGGCCUGGCCGCCGCGGGGGAGGACUGCCAGCCUUUCCCCGUCCCCGUCCCCAUCCCCCUCCCCGCCGUGUCCGCGCCCCCGGCCGCCGCCCCCUUCGCCCUGCUGAGCCCCGGCCUGGAGCUGCCCCGCGAGCCGCUCUGCGACCUGGCCUGGCCCGGCAAGCUGGCGCCGUGGUGCCCGCUGCCCGCCUUCGCCAAGGAGCUGCAGCACUUCGUGGCCCCCGGGGAGGACCUGGCCCUCGUGGGGGGUCGAGGCGACGGCGGCCCGUGGUACGGACCCGAGGUCUUCCUGCCGCCGCCGCCCCCGGCGGGCGCCCUCCUGCUGCCCGCGGGGCUGAAGACCUCCCCGCUCCUGCCGCACUUCCCCAGCCAGCGGCCCGAGGACGGCCCCAAGCCCCCGGAGCCGGAGAGGACGCCGGCGCAGCGCUACCACUUCACCCAGGAGGACCUGCACCUGGUCCUGUACGGCUUCCUGCCCCGCCUGGAGCCCUCCCCGGAGCGCCUGCACCACGCAGCCUCCGGCCUCCUGGUGCCCCCGGACGGCGCUGGGUCUGAGUGUCUUCCUCGAGCCGUGGAUCCGGAUGCUCUAAAACUGCCCGAAGGUCUCUGCCUCAGGCAGUUGCUGUUCGGCGGUGUGCCACAUUUUGGCGUGUUCUGCCAAAGCCUCAUUGCCAAAGGAGUCAGGUUUGGACCCUUUCAAGGAAAAGUGGUCAACGCCAGUGAAGUCAAGUCCUACGGAGACAACUCUCUGAUGUGGGAGAUCUUUGAAGACGGUCGUUUGAGCCACUUUAUCGAUGGAAAAGGGGGCGCAGGGAACUGGAUGUCCUACGUCAACUGUGCCCGGUUCCCCGGGGAGCAGAACCUGGUCGCCGUGCAAUGCCAAGGGCAGAUAUUCUAUGAGAGCUGCAAAGAGAUCUCCCAGAGCCAGGAGCUCCUGGUGUGGUACGGAGACUGCUAUGAAAAGUUUCUGGACAUUCCCGUGAGCCUGCCGGUGACGGAGCAGGGGGAGCAGGCGCCCGGGCCCUCUGAAGAGUCUGCAGAAGGGUACAAAUGUGACCGGUGUGGAAAGGUGUUUACCUACAGAUACUACAGAGACAAGCAUCUCAAGUACACCCCCUGCGUGGACCAGGGCGACAGGAAGUUCCCCUGCUCUCAGUGCAAAAGAUCUUUCGAGAAACGGGACCGGCUCCGAAUCCAUAUCCUCCACGUUCAUGAGAAGCACCGGCCUCACAAGUGUUCUACAUGUGGGAAAUCUUUCUCUCAGUCUUCCAGCCUAAACAAGCACAUGAGAGUUCACUCUGGAGACAGACCCUACCACUGUGUGUACUGUACUAAGAAGUUCACUGCCUCCAGCAUCCUUCGCACACACAUCAGGCAGCACUCGGGGGAGAAGCCCUUCAAAUGCAAACACUGUGGCAAAUCCUUCGCGUCCCACGCCGCCCACGACAGCCACGUCCGCCGCUCCCACAAGGAGGAGGGUCAGGGCUGCUCCUGCGGCCGCUGCGGGAAGGCCUUCCCGGAUCAGGACGCCCUGAGCUCCCACAUGAAGCUUCACGAAGACUCCUAG
Molecule: messenger RNA, 1665 nt
Organism: Pipistrellus nathusii (Nathusius's pipistrelle)
Lineage: Eukaryota; Metazoa; Chordata; Mammalia; Chiroptera; Vespertilionidae
Source: the annotation of a GenBank genome assembly